Molecule: messenger RNA, 1341 nt
Organism: Kuraishia capsulata CBS 1993
Lineage: Eukaryota; Fungi; Ascomycota; Pichiomycetes; Pichiales; Pichiaceae
Exons: 1
Coding region: 1-1341 (446 amino acids)
Biological process (GO): amino acid catabolic process; carbohydrate catabolic process
Molecular function (GO): magnesium ion binding; hydro-lyase activity
Source: RefSeq, a predicted model, not a curated record
AUGGUUAAAAUCAUCGCACUCAAAACGCACGACAUCCGCUUCCCCACCACUCUGGACGCUACUGGUUCUGAUGCCGUUAACUUCGGUGACUACUCUGCAGCCGCCACAUAUCUUACCACCGAUGACUCCUCUCUGAAGGGUUACGGCAUGACUUUCACCAAUGGGAGAGGAACUGAGGUGGUUUGUGCUUGCAUCAAUGCUCUGAGCUCGUGGGUAAUCGGUCGCGAACUGGAAGAAAUCACUGCCAACUUUGGCAAGUUCUGGCACAAAUUGGUUAGUGACGAUUCUCUCCGCUGGAUUGGUCCUGAAAAGGGUGUUAUACACUUGGCUACUGCCUCGAUCUUCAAUGCGAUUUGGGAUUUGUGGGCUAGAAAGGAGGGAAAGCCGGUUUGGCGCUUGGUGGCAGACUUCACUCCAGAGCAGCUGGUUAGCACCAUUGAUUUCAGCUGGAUCGCCGAUGUGAUCACCCCAGAAGAGGCGAUUCAAUUGCUCAAGGACUCUUCUGUUGGAAAAGCUGGCAGGAUAGAGGAUGCUAUCAACAACGAUGCAGUUCCUAUAUAUUCCACCACGGCAGGUUGGCUGGGGUACACUGACGAGGUGAUGGUAAAUCUUCUUCAUGAAGAUCUGGCCAAUGGUCAUGUAAAUUUCAAAUUCAAGGUUGGUCAGGAUCUCGCUGAAGAUAAGAGAAGAUUGAGUUUGGCCAGAAAGAUUAUUGGAGACAAAACCCUCAUGAUCGACGCCAAUCAGGUCUGGGAUGUGAAUGUGGCAAUUGAAUGGGUAAAAGAGCUUGCAGAGUUCAAGCCAUGGUUCAUUGAAGAGCCAACAUCACCAGAUGAUUGUGUCGGGCACAAGACCAUCAGAGAUGCACUAAAGCCUUAUGGAAUAGCUGUUGCUACCGGUGAAAUGGCACAGAACAGAGUUAUCUGGAAGCAACUAUUUCAGCUGGGUGCAAUUGACAUUGCACAGGUUGAUGCAUGUAGACUAGGUGGCUUGAAUGAGGUGCUGUCUGUUCUUCUGAUGGCUAAAAAGUUUGGAGUUCAGGUUUGUCCUCACUCCGGUGGAGUCGGACUACCAGAACUCACGCAACACGUCGCCACUAUCGAUUACGUGGUUUUCAGUGGUAAGAAGUCUAUGCUGGAAUACAUUGGCCAUCUCCACGAAAAUUUUUAUGAUCCAGCAUUGGUUGAAAACGGUUAUGUGAUCACGCCGAAGGUUCCAGGAUAUUCGGUGCAGUUCAAAGAGGAGUCUUUGGCAACGUACGAGUAUCCUAACGGUUCCUUCUGGACCUCUGAGGCUGCUAAGCCAAUCGUGAACAAGAAGCCACCACUCAAGUUUAUAUAA